Messenger RNA from Engraulis encrasicolus (European anchovy), 2538 nucleotides. Its product is annotated as serine/arginine repetitive matrix protein 1-like. Bases 313 to 2373 code for a protein of 686 amino acids. The record is from RefSeq and is a predicted model, not a curated record. The transcript is spliced from 3 exons. NCBI's taxonomy places the organism in Eukaryota, Metazoa, Chordata, Actinopteri, Clupeiformes, Engraulidae.
UACAAGCAUUAAAUCCAGUUGCCUGCACUAAAAUUCUAUAUUCACCUAGAAUAAAAUAUGAUGAUCCACAUUAACAUUGUGUAAACUGUUUUAAGGCUUCUUGUUAUUCUUCAAAAUGGCAUAGAAUGUUGUCAGUCUGCAACUAUGGCAACAGAUGAGAAGUUGCAACCAGUCCUAUUUUGACAUCAUCAAAAUUCUACUUCGCCGAACUAGAAUGUUGCCGUUUGAAGAUUCUAUUUCAUUCAGAAAGCAGUGUUUGACACACAUUUUCUUACUGAGACAACUACUGCGAUUUCUGAGCUGAGAUAACCCAUGAAUUUUGGAAAUAAUUCCUUCAAUUAUAACCAGGAGGCCUUCCCCCAACAUCAAGGUGUACAGCAAAUCUUCACCAACCAGGCAGAGGACACUUCUUUUCAUGGCUUUGCCCCUACCACUGGCUCUGGAGUCAUCACCCAGCCAGGAUUUUGGCCUGAGCACCAUGGAUAUCAGCCCCAGCAACACUCUGGGCUACUGGGCAGCGCCACUGCUCAGCCACAAUUCCUGCCUGUGUCCGAGAUCCAGGUCCUCCAUCCCGCCCCCCUUCUGGGACACCAUGGGGGAGUAACCAUCCAGGGUAGAGCUGUACCCUUUGAUCGCCAGCUACAAGGCUCCAUGGUGUUUGUGGAUGCUCUGGGUCACCAGCAUGGCACGUCUGUGGUCUCUCACCCACAACUGCAAGCACCCCUUGUGACUAUGGGUAGUAACGGCCUACAGUACAGUGCCUCUAUGGCCUUCACAGCUCCACAAAUGCGACCUCCCGUCAUGUAUGGGGUUGCCAAUGGACAGCAGCUUGGAGCCUCUGGGCCUUUCCUCACCCCACAACCUCGGGCACCUGUCAUGCUCAUUGAUGGCCCAGCCCUACUGCACGGUGCACCUGUGCCAGUGUAUUCAGCAGGCCUGCAGCAUGGCAAUGCUGUUGCUUUGAAUUCUCAAGUGCCACCUUUUGUAGCAGUAAAUUCCACGCACCUUCAGCCUGUGGCUUACAUGCUCCAAGGGUCAAGCGCCCCAAUGCAGGUUCCUUGCAAUCCACAGUUGCCGGCGAUUGAACAGCUGUCUGCUGGACCUAGCAGCGCCAACCCGACCAGGCCUGCACCGGUGGUGAAGCAUCCAUCCCAGCAGUGCCAGCAGGACCCUAAGGCUUUUUCCUCCAGUAUGCCUGGAUCUGCAUGGUGCACUCAAAGCUGUGGCACUAUGGCUUCCUCAAGGCCAGUGGCAACUAAAACCGCUGUAGCUGACAAGCCCAAGAAGACCUGGGAUGAAGACCUGCGAGCCAUGCUUGGGUGCCCUGUGCCCAGUAGCACUAUUUGCUCACAGGAGAGCCUGGUGACUGAGAAAAAAUCAAAGAAAAGACGGGCAGAAGGUGCCAAGCAGAAGGACAAGGGUCCCUCCACCAACAACCAAGCACCAAAUACAGCCCUCACCAAGAUCACCAAAGACCAGGCACCUAAAAAGGCCAGGACUGAGAUCAACAAAUAUAAAGAAGCUAAGACAGCCCCCACCGUCCUGCCCAAGGAGUCCAAGGAGGCUGGGAAGAACAAAGACAAUAAGAGAAAGCAUAAAUCUGACGCAGGUGAGAAUACAAGGAAGAAGAAAUGCUGUAAGAGAGCAACCAGUCCCAAAGAGAAAACCACCAAGUCAACCAGCAGGGAUGAAGAGGACAAACCAGUCUUCCACAAGCUCGGUAACAAGGUUGAGAGACCAACCCACAGCCGCCCACAGCAGAGCCGCCCACAGCCAAGCCGCCCACAGCCGAGCGGCCUUCAAGAGAGACGCCCAGAGCAGAGCCGCCCACAGCAGAGCCGCCCACAGCAGAGUGGCCCACAGCCAAGCCGCCCACAGCCAAGCCGCCCACAGAGUGGCCCCCCAGAGUCUCCAGAGUACAAACCCCGUCCAAAACACUACAGGAGCAUUGAUGAGGUGCCACACUACUACAAGAAUCAUUCUGAGGGCAGCGUGGGCCGCUACGGAGAUGGAGAGACCAUCAUCUACCGGAAGCCAGAAAAAGGGUCCAAGGGCUUGUUCCCCAUUCCACUUGUCAACCUGCCCCCGCUACCCCCUGGUGCACCCCGGCGCUUCCACUGCCGUGAGUACUCCAUCCCCGUCCCCACAGAGCGCCGCGAGCAGAUAGAGGCCAUGAAACGCAAGGCCCAGGCCAAGCGGGAAGAGGAUGCCAAGAUCACAGGCACUGGAAUGAACUGCAACGUUCUCGCUGAGCGCCAGCACCUGCCGUACGUGUGGCCAUGCGAAGAUGGUGGGAGACUGGACUGGGUGAUGUGGAGAAGAUUGAGGAGUGCAGGUAUGGAGCCAGGGAUGAACAGGACCAUAAACCUUUAGUCUACAGUCUUGCCCCGGUUAUAUCAGAUGAUCCUUUUACAUUUGGCCCAGAGGAACUGUUUUAUUCAACCGAUGAUUAAUACUAUGUUGGGCUGAUAUUUAAUUGUUUAAUUUGAAUGAAAAUAAAUUAUUAUUAUCAUUAUUAUUAUUGUUAUUAAAUAAACA